CAGGCUCCUUCCCUCUGUUCCUCCAUCAGAUGUGUCUCCACGGCAACGCCCUCCACGGACGGGGAGCUCAUUUACACCGGCAGCCUGGGUCGUGCUGUUAGAGGGGUGAAGAUGUUCUCGUACAGCAGCAGCGGGGCCAGCCUCUUCAUCAUGCCUCAGAUCCUCCUGAAGACUGGGUUCGGGGUCCAGAGCUUGGCCCUGCAGGCGGCGUUCUGCGGCUUCAUCGGGAUGUUCAUCUUCGUAACCCCCGUCGUCCUCCACUUUUUCACCCGGGGCUACGUGGUCCGCCUCUACCACCACCCGGACACGGACACCUACACCGCCGUCACUUACAGCGUCUUCCUGACGGAGAAGAGGAACGUGUUCCACCAGACGCAGGUGCGGAUCCCCGCCGUCAGCAAGAUGUUCACCACCUUCUACGCGGGAAACGCGGGUCUGCUGGUGAACCCCGACCUGUUCGCCAUGCCUCAGGACUACAACCACCUGAUGGGCUACGACAAACCCUUCAGCUUCCAGCCAGAGGACAUGGACAGCUGAGAGACACACUGCAGGCUCAGUGUGUGUGUGUGUGUGUGAGAGUGAAAUCUACAGGACUGUGUGUUUGUUGAAGGGAGACAUCAGGGCAGGACUGACACGGGCGCUGUUGUCUUCUUAAAGCUGGGCUCUGUUUUUAAAACAUGUUGGGGUCUAAAUGACUGAUGGGUAGAUGAGUUCAUCCUGCAGCAGUGAAUCAGGCUGUGAUGUCUGCUACAUAAUCUUUGAUGUCCAAAGUGUGUCCGCCAGAAGAUGUUGCUUUUCUUUACCAAAAAAUGCAAGCAACCUCCUGCACACUGUCUAAGUUGCACAAAUACAUUGGCGACAUUCGACCAAAACGUUGCCAAUGUAUUUUUUUGUUGUUGCAAUUCCGACAGUGUUAGCUCCUCUGAUCUCUUGCUUACACCUCUGUUACUACCUCUGAUGGUGGACUAGGGGUGAAACGGCUUCGUCCCCCCGUUCAUCCUCCAGGAGUAUCAGGGGGCGUAAAUAUGCAUCUUUAUGCCGGUAGUGUGUAACGUCCAACAAAGAGAGACGUCCUCUGUUAUGCGACGAUUGCAGUGAGACCUCCCAUAUUGAGUAUGAUAGGUUAUAUUCAUUGUUUCUGUGCUGGUCAUCCUUUUAAACAUUAUUCUGAACUCUUCAGUUUCGCUACAUCACUAAGAAGUAGCCGCUCUGCACCGGGUUACGCUCAGAAUCUUUCCUGCUUUUUCGUCCUCUGCCAGUCACAUCCCUGUGUAAAGUAGUCACCAUGUAAAGUCAUCUGCAGGAGGAACUCUGAAACGUCCCCUACCUUUAAGUCAUUUAGAUUAAAAAAUAAA
Messenger RNA from Labrus mixtus (cuckoo wrasse), 1355 nucleotides. RefSeq names its product transmembrane protein 70 (gene tmem70). The record is from RefSeq and is a predicted model, not a curated record. Lineage: Eukaryota; Metazoa; Chordata; Actinopteri; Labriformes; Labridae. Gene Ontology annotation, cellular component: mitochondrial membrane. The transcript has 3 exons. The annotation marks the transcript as partial. Gene Ontology annotation, biological process: mitochondrial proton-transporting ATP synthase complex assembly.